Messenger RNA from Nannospalax galili (Upper Galilee mountains blind mole rat), 2708 nucleotides. RefSeq names its product nck-associated protein 1-like. The record is from RefSeq and is a predicted model, not a curated record. NCBI's taxonomy places the organism in Eukaryota, Metazoa, Chordata, Mammalia, Rodentia, Spalacidae. Gene Ontology annotation, cellular component: SCAR complex. The annotation marks the transcript as partial. The transcript has 5 exons. Gene Ontology annotation, biological process: cortical actin cytoskeleton organization; cell morphogenesis; cell projection assembly.
UAUUUAUCGUCAGCUGCUGGAUUACCAUGUGAGAUUGAUCCUGCCUUAGUGGUAGCUCUUUCCUCACAAAAAUCAGAAAAAAUUAGUCCAGAAGAAGAAUAUAAAAUCGCCUGCCUCCUCAUGGUCUUUGUAGCAGUUUCUUUGCCAACACUGGCCAGUAAUGUGAUGUCUCAGUACAGCCCUGCUAUAGAAGGACACUGCAACAAUAUACAUUGUUUGGCCAAAGCCAUCAACCAGAUUGCUGCAGCUUUGUUUACAAUUCACAAGGGAAGUAUCGAAGACCGUCUUAAAGAAUUCCUGGCGCUUGCAUCAUCUAGUCUGCUGAAGAUUGGCCAGGAGACAGAUAAAACUACAACAAGAAAUAGAGAAUCUGUUUAUUUACUACUAGAUAUGAUUGUACAGGAAUCACCAUUCCUGACAAUGGAUCUCUUGGAAUCUUGUUUUCCUUAUGUGUUGCUGAGAAAUGCAUACCAUGCUGUCUACAAACAAAGUGUUACAUCUUCUGCAUAAAAUAUCUACUUAUUCAAGACAAGCACGCAUUUUUUUGUUGCCUUGGUUUUAUCUGUAAACUGUGGAACUAUUUUACUUUAAAGCCUGAAAAACAGUUUUGUGGAUUCUAAAUUUUUUUCAUACAGUCGUAUUUUCUGUUCAUUGGUUUCUUAAUAUGGUUGUACUACAGUAUGCUUGGUUGAUUUAGGUUGCACAUUCACUGAAUUCACUGAAAUCUAUCUAUAAUUUUAGAGUAUCGUUUGUUUGAAAUACAUAACAUCUAUGUUUUUGAUAUCUAAUAAUGAAAAAAAUUGCUUGUUUAUUUCUGGAAAAGAAUUGUAUUUAGUGAUUAUUUUAGAUAGUGAUAUAACAUUCAUCUGUGUGUAAAUUAUUUCAUAUAGGGAAGAGUUCUGAUCUGUAUCUAUGGUUCUUAUUGAAAACAAAAUUGGAUGUGCAUAUCUGUGAUGCUAUGAAUACAUUUCUACUUUAUUUUGAAACAUUUGCCAAACUAAAUAUUCUAACACUGUUUAACAUUAAAAAUGUUAAAAGACUGCUUAGCAUUUGAAGCAGAUCAUGUUCUGAAACUCUAAAACAGCAGCAUAUGUUGUUGCUUGUAUAAAGCCUCGUAAUGAUUCUAGACUAAUUCUCAUGGUGCCCUGUUGGCAUUAGCACUACCAUUGUACCCUGCUGUAUGAUAAACAACUUCAGACAUUUAUCAACUGUUGAUACAAAUGUUAGUCCCUAACCACUUUUUAUAUGUUUUAAAAUUUUGAAAUUCAAGUGUCCCUGCCAUAACAUAAAAUAAACACUAGACUAUCACAUUGAGUGAUUUCUUUAAGAUCUUUGGAAAUCUAUUCAGCAAUAUGAAAUUUUUAGUUUAAAUUAAUCUUACAGUGUUUUCUAGCAGAUCAACUAUUACAAGAUUUGUUUAAAUAUUUUGGAAAAUUCCACUGGAAAAAAAUACUGAAAUUAGAAAGUCAAACUACAUGACAUUGUUUAAAAGUUAAUAAAAGAAAACUUAUGUGCCAUCAGCUUGCAGAUUAUAUCUGUUGCCAAAUGAGUUAUCAAAGAAUGAGGAAAAUGAGUGACCAUAGAACUAGUGUUAGUCAAUCAUGAGUGGGAAACCCAGGAAGAGCCUUUUGCUUUGUGGUUGGCACGGAGAGCAGAGAAGUACAUUUAGUUUGAAAAGUAACAAAUGUUUUGCCUUUUGAUUGGCAUUAUAAGACUAUGUCAAGAACUUUGUGUCUGGAUAUCACAAAGAACUGCUGUUCACAGCUUCUUAUAACCACUGGUAACCUCUGUUGAAAGCUAUGAACCCAGUUAUAUUGUUCUUCCUUUGUUCAGAUAGAGUGGGAUAUAAUCAUGGUGCCACAGAUUAUUGUGCUUUUUUUUUGUAUAUGGUUUGUCAUUUGUAUUUAAAGCAAGAGAUCGUAGUUCCAUAAGGAUCUUUUUUUUUUUCCUUUCUUAUAAGUUAUUUUUAUCUAUCUCUGGCUGCAGUGCUAAGAAUAAAUGUUGUUUGCUUCAAAAUACUCUAUUAGGCCAUGAAUGACUGAGAAGGUGAAGGUGCUUGCCACCAAGCCUAAUGACCUGAGUUUGAUCCCUGGGACCCACAUGGUGGCAAGAGAGAACCAGUUCCUGCAGCUUGUGAUCUGACCUCCAUACACAUACUGUGGCACGAGACACCCCCCACCCAUAAACACACACAUACAUUGAAGGAAGAAAAUAAAAAUUUAAAAAUAAAUAUUACAUUGUCAUUAGUAAUCCAUUUCAUGCGUGAUAAACUCUAGAAUCUUUCAUUUGUAAGAAAGUUUUCAGCCUACUAUUACAGCCUAAAAGUAACAGAAUAGGAUAAAUUGGCAAUUUAAAGUCACAAAACCUAGCCACAGAGCACCAUGUCUUGCUUCUGGUUUAGAUGUGUGGCGCCACCCUCCCUGUACCUUCUUUCUCUUAACUUCAAGUGUGAGAUGGAAGGAUAUGUUACUGGUUAACCUGGCCAGUGUAUAUCCUGGAGAUGAGGCUGUGCAGGUGUACAACCUUUGUAAUUACCAAAUCUUAACCUGAAUGUGACUAGUUAACAUUCGUUGUUUACUUUUAAAUAUGUAGCUUGACCAAAUGCUCAGUCGCUGAGUCUUAAAAUCAAUAUUUGGCCAAGGCUUAAAAUGAAGAUUAUCACUGGAUAAGCUUUUAGAAUACACAAAUAAAUAUGAAAUUUUAUCCAA